AUGAGUCAAGUGGCCUCCACUCCCCUAGCAAAGAACAACGACCAUCCGGAAAGUGGCCUGACACCACCAGAAGAGAUCGAACUCAUUGCCUCCUUUGCAGAUUUACCAGCGGUGGAACAAAAAGAAAUUAUUAAUAGACUCGAAUCGCUUAAAACCCAACUUAUCAGGAAGCUCAGCACCAGAAUACCUAUGUACAGCGAGCAUGACAUCCUAGAAGAACCAGUUCAUAUGGAUAUCGCAAUAUCUAAUGCUAAAUGUAUGUCGGUAAUGGAGGAUAAGAUACAACCCCAAGAAGCAACUACCAGUCCUUCCCUCCAACCAGAACAACCCUCCGUGCUCUUAAUAGAUUUACAUGACCGUCCCUUGAUAAACAUACCUGAAGAAAGCAGCACACAACAGGAAAAAUCCCCUUCUACACAUUCAUCGAUGCCAGACCUGGAACCUUCUUAUAGCACUGACCAAUCAAGAGAAGAGGUGCCUUUGCCAACCUUCCCAAAUAGCCCACUCGCCCAGCCUUAUUCCUCUUUGCGGAGUAUUAUGGAUACAACAGUAAGACCAGUGACGGAACUGAUUGAAGAUCCAACAGGCCACAUAAAUCAAGUAGCCCAAAAGACCAGUAGCAGACUACAGAGAGACCAAACUUCUGACGAGAUAGAUGGACCACACCGGGUGGCCCACCAAACUCUUUUGGAAAAGGGGGCCGCCCCUGCUCAAGGUCCUACUCUUAGUAGAUCGAGUGGCCAAGUUCAACAGUCAGACAACCUUGUUAAUCCUCCCACUCAGCUUUUACGAGAGGUUUCUCAUCAGAGGAAGAUAACUGAUUUUUUUAUUGGCUCCCCUCUUCCCGUAUUAAAGUUGAGCCAACCUUCCGAAUGA
Molecule: messenger RNA, 876 nt
Organism: Podarcis lilfordi (Lilford's wall lizard)
Lineage: Eukaryota; Metazoa; Chordata; Lepidosauria; Squamata; Lacertidae
Source: the annotation of a GenBank genome assembly